CGAUAUGUCUAGGCUUAAAAAUAAGCUGAGUCACACAAUAUUAACGUGGUCUCUGAAUCAAAAGUAAUAAGAUAAUAAUACAUAACAUUAUGUAUUUUGUAUGCAUAAUAGACUUAACUCCCAAAGCCAACAGGAGCGACAGGAAUGAAAUCAUGCUAUUGGGGAAUACUCAGAGGUUUUUUUGUCCAAACCUUGGACAAGACAAACAAACCGGUCAAAAGGCAGGUUAAUGCCAAAGUCCAACAUAACAAACGGAAAGAGAAUACUGCAAAAAUGCCUGCAGCAACAGGGGUUGAGCUGGAGCCACCUCCCCCAGGACUGGAGCCCCAGCACCGGACUCUCUUCACCGGGGACGCCCUGACCUUCCUGGCUGAGCUGACCUCUGCUUUCCAGUGUGAAGUCGACACUAUCUUAAAACUCAGAACCCUCCGCAAAGCCCAGUUGGACCUGACUGGAGAUCUCCCUGGGUUCAGUGCAGCCACAGCCCACAUCCGGGACGACCCAAACUGGAGGGUCAGCCCGGUUCCAGCCAGACUGCAGUGCAGGCAUGUGGACAUCGGUGACCUCGCACCCUGUGACACGGACCGCUUCCUCCAGGCUCUGCGGUCCCCUGCCCAGGGUAUACAGGUCGAUUUUGAUGAUGGCAAUUGUCCAACGUACUACAAUCAAAUUAAGGGGAUUUACAACGUAUACCAGGCUGUGCACAACCAGUUUAACAUCUCAGAUGCCCCAGCCAUAUCCCACGCCCCAAUUCUGAUGCUCCGACCUCGAGCUUGGAACAUGGUGGACCAUUCCAUGAUGGUAAAUGGUAAGGAGGUUCCUGGCCCACUGUUUGACUUUGGUCUGCUGAUGUUCCAUAAUGGGAGCCUGCUGUUUCAGAAUCAGAGCGGUCCGUUUUUCUACCUAUCCAAAGUCGAGAGCUAUUUGGAAGCAAGGCUAUGGAAUAAAAUAUUCACCUGGACUGAACAUAAGCUUGGCCUCCCCGUGGGCAGUAUAAAAGCCACUGUGCUAAUAGAGAGUGUGCUGGCCUCCUUUGAGAUGGAGGAGAUCCUGUACGAGCUCAAGGAGCACUCCGCCGGCCUCAACUGCGGCAUCUGGGACUACUCCGCCUCCUUUGUCAACAAGUUUGGUCAACGGCCUGAAUUUCUGCUCCCUGACCGCAGCAAGUACGUGAACAUGGAGAAGCGCUUCCUGCGGAGCUACAUGGACCUGCUGGUCCAGACCUGCCAUCGGCGAGGGGCCCUGGCCACCGGCGGCAUGGCCGCCCUGCUGCUGCCCCCCGACAACAACAGCGCCCUCUACAGCACAGUCCUCCACACUGUCACCAGGCUGAAGUUACUUGAAAUAAAAGCUGGAGUUGAUGGGUUCAUGGUGUAUGACAUGGACUUGAUUAAACCAAUGCAAAAGCUGUUCCAGGCUCAUACUAAAGGAGAGAAUCAGUUGAAUGAGCUGCGAAGUGACCUCAAGGUGACCCCAGAAGAUCUCCUAAUCAUGCCAGCGGGGGGAGUGACUCUGUUUGGACUCAAGCACAACAUUGCAGUAGGAAUCCUAUUCAUUGAGGCCUGGCUGACUGGUCGAGGACACUUCUUUUACAAAGGCCAGGUGGAGGACUCGGCCACAGCCGAGAUCUCCAGAUCCCAGGUGUGGCAAUGGAUCCGCCACCAGGUGAAACUAGAGGAUGAUGGGACCAUGGUGACACGUGCACUGGUGCAACAUCUCGUCCGAGAGAUAAUGGGUCAAUUAAAGGAGGCCAUUCACUGCAGGACAGUAAGGGAUGAGCAACGGCUGAACACGGCAGUUGCCAUGUUUCUGGAGGUGAUCCAGAAAAGCGAUUUCCCAGAGUUCCUCACCACAUACCUGAACCUGGACCACACCUUCCUCUCCUCCCAGAGCCUGCACGUGGACGCAGGUGGGGCCCUGCAGUCCAAACUGUAGUUGCUGGACAGUAGCCAAGACAGUUUUACGCCUGGUGAUUCAGAAUGUAAUGCCUUCUUCCACAGCUCACUUGGAUGAAUAAACUUCAAGUGACAGCAGA
Messenger RNA from Sardina pilchardus (European sardine), 2035 nucleotides. It is a transcript of the gene ugl, whose product is annotated as ureidoglycolate lyase. Gene Ontology annotation, molecular function: malate synthase activity. The coding region runs from base 145 to 1935 and encodes 596 amino acids. Gene Ontology annotation, biological process: glyoxylate cycle. Lineage: Eukaryota; Metazoa; Chordata; Actinopteri; Clupeiformes; Clupeidae. The record is from RefSeq and is a predicted model, not a curated record. The transcript is spliced from 15 exons. Gene Ontology annotation, cellular component: cytoplasm.